AACAAUUGCAGAGAGCAUUCGGGGAAAAGCGAGCAGGUUCCGAGCCCAGGCCCAGUCUCCAUAGUUACCGCCCUGCCCCUCCGAGGGGGGGGGUCAGCUGCGAGCGCGCAUGCGCGUGGUCCGGCCAUGGACUCGGAAUUUUGAAAUUAGAGCUUGCAGCUCCGACUGUCAGAGUUUUCAUCCGGAUGAUUAAUACAGUUUUUGAAGACUUAGCAACAGUCACCAUUGAAUUCCACUAUUUCAACACUUUGGUCUAGACCUUGUCAGCUACUUAGUUGAGAUUUCCAGUGAUAAUGCAAGCGUGUCUCAAGGCAGAUGUUGAAACUUGGGGCUGAGAGACUUCACUUGGAGACCAGGUCCAGAAGGCUUGUUGCUUUGUUUACAAAUACUCAAAAUGGACAGCUACUUUAAAUCAGCUGUUUGUGACCUGGACAAGCUACUGGAUGAAUUUGAGCAAAAUCCAGAUGAAAGCGCUUUUUGCAGGACCCCUGGAGGAGGGACCAUAUCCGCAGAUUAUCCAUCUCGUCACUCAAAGUACUCCGCAGACUUGCCUGAAGCCGGUGCUCAGACUGCUGCAGUUGGGGUUGAUUCACUGUUGCCAAGUAAUGUUGAUGCUAAAGAACCCUUACGACAAUCUCAGAAUACCCUUACAGGACUGGACUUACUAUCUACUGUUGAUAAUAGAACAUCUGAUUGUACAGAACAGCUUAAUAAUGGUAGAGGUAGUAGACCCGUCUGUGAUUUAAUUAGUGACACUGAAAGUAUGACUCAUGAAACAAAUGAUCACGAGGUUGAUGAUGAAAUUAAUUCGACUGAAGACCAGGCCGGUGGCUCCCUGCUGAUUGAUUUUAACCAGCCUUCGCCACCAGUUCAUGCUGGAAAAAUUGAAUGUUCAGGUGAAGGCAGUUUUGGACUCUUGAGCUUGUUAGAGCUGGACAUUCCUUUUCACAAUGCUACAGAAAAUGAACCACAGAAUUCAGGACAUUUUAAUGGAGGAGUAAGGAACCAGGAAACUUCAAUCCAACCUGAGAAUUCUGAUGUGCUUAAACAAGACGAAUCUCUGAAAGAAGAAGACAAUCUUGAUAAAUUGUCCCAGUGUGAACAAAGAGAAGAGUUCUCUGUUGUUUCACAGCAAAGCAAAGAAAUCUGUUUGGCAACUGAAGAUGCCGUUACAUUCAAUGAUUGCAAAGUACAGGAGCCGUGUGACAAUGUAAAGUUGCCGCUGGGUGCAGAUUUGAACAGUGUCAGAACUGUGGCAUUGCGUGAGUUAGGUGAUGUGGAAACCGAACUAGAAGUUGAAAAGGAAUCUUUAAAAGUCAGAUAUACGUGCAGUGCCUCCUCAACAAAACGUGUUAAUAAGGUUGACCACCCACGUAGUUCUGUCAGCUCUGCUAAUUCUUCUUUGAAUCAGUUAUCUGGAGCAGAUUCCACGAUAAACUCAGUAGAUCCAGAGCACAAACCACCUCAGAAUGAGAGUAAAAUGAGUGUAGACUGUGACUUGGCUAAGUGCUUAGUAAUGAACUCUGAUGAGUUGGACUCUGAGCCCUGCAAUGAAGAAAUAUCUCUUGUGGACAAUGCCAUCCAGAAUUUGGAGCAUAAUAGUGAUAAGUCUUUAGAGGAACACAUAUGUUCUGAAGAUGAAGAGAAUAUUGAUGAGAAGAAUGAAAAUUGCCCUAAUAUAGAGUGGAAUCAACAGAACAGAACUUUGGUAAUGUCGGACGCUAUCACAGAAGCUGCGGGAAAACCAUCUGAAGAAAUACAGAAUUAUACAAGUGAUGCAGAAGCAGUGUUGACUUAUAAAGGGUUUGCAGCUGAGAUUUCGUUUGAAGACAUCCAUGAGGAUGGAUAUAAUAUCGAUGAUGAUUUGGUGAGUGAUGCUGAGCUCGAUGCAUUCUUAAUGGAGCAAAAUGAAAACUGUAAUUUGAAAGAAGGUCCUUUGGCUAGUGGUUUUCCAGAACCUCAUCAUGCAGGCCAAACAGAUCUGCCCAUGACACAUGAUUUUCUGAAUGUUUCUGAAGCUAUUGUGGCUGAAUUGAGUCCUGAUCCCCAGGAGAGAGGAACUCUUGGACUGGUUGAUCAUGACAAAGAGUCUUUGAUGGCAGAUAUACAAAGCAUUCCACCUACAACGGAAAGUGCUUCAGUACAUCAUCCUGUACAGGAUAUGCAGGUUGAGGUAACUUAUAAGCCAAUCAGAACCAAAGACAGCCAUCCAGUGUCCUCCACUGACAACAAUCAGGUAGUUAAUGAUACCCUUAAUAAUCAAAUUAAUUUUGGAGGAGCUAGACCCAAACUCUUCAACUCUCAAGCAAAAGUUAUACCAAAACAAGAUCAAAACAACUCGAUAAAUGAUAAUGUUGAGGUUGUUGGUGGCAGUUUAGAUCAGUGUAAAAUGUAUGUUGAUACAAAAGGCACUGUUUCUGAAUCAGACCAAGCUGCAUCCAUUUCAAGCUCUGCAUAUAACUUUAGUGGUACAGAAGAUGGGACCCAAGUACUUGGCCCGUCAUAUGAUUCCAUCAUAUGCGAUGAUAGCGUAAGUGCAGAAGAAAGUACGUGUGCUGCUGAACCGUUUAUCAAAGGAACAGCUGUACUUGGGCAGAACCAGCCACAAUGGAUACCAGAUUGUGAAGCUCCAAACUGUGCACGUUGCCACGCUAAGUUUACUUUCACCAAGCGGCGACAUCACUGCAGAGCGUGUGGAAGAGUUUUCUGUGCUGCCUGUUGUUAUCAAAAGUGUAAACUUCAAUAUCUGGAAAACAAAGAAGCCCGUGUUUGUGCUGACUGUUAUUCUACCAUCCAGAAAGCUCACGCAUUUAAGACAAUGAUGAGUCCAACUGGUCCAAGCCCUAACCCUAAUAUUCCAUCAGAAUACUGUUCCACUGUUCCACCUCUACAACAAGCUCAGGCAUCUGGCACCCUCAACUCCCCUCCCCCCACUGUCAUGGUACCUGUUUCGGUACUAAAACACCCGAGAGACGAAAGCUCAGGCACCUUUCCCAGAGAGCACAGAAGGGUUUGGUUCGCAGAUGGUAUUCUGCCAAAUGGAGAAGUGGCAGACCCAACAACAAUGACGGCAAAUUCACCGGUUGGCAAUGGCACAGGAACAACAGAAGAUGUACCCAACGUCGCUCAAGAGACAAAAAUGCCUUCAUCACACGGGGCAGGAGAUAAAGUACUUUCUGAUCAUACAAGUCAAGUUGAUGCCUUGAAGACUGAUUUGGCUGUAACAACAGGUUUAGCAAAUGUUCAUGGUGUCAAGGCUGACAUUUCUCGAACAGACUAUAGAGCACUGACUGCCAUUGGGAAGUCUGUUCCAAAGGUUAUGAGCCUCAUUCCAGAUAAUGAGAAUGGUCUUCCACCAAUUGUCAUAGCAACAGGAGAGAAAGAAGGUCGAGCAGUGGUGGAGGAGCAUCCAACUCAGAGCCAGGCAUUGUUACGGCUGGAAGACGGAGAGGCAAAUCCUUUGACCUUUGUGCUGAAUGCCAAUCUUAUUGUAAAUGUGAAAUUUGUGAAUUAUGCUUCAAAUAAAUGCUGGUGCUUUGUAUCUAAUGGAUUACAUGGUGUAGGCCAGGCCGAAGUAGUUAUUUUGUUGUCGUGUUUAUCUGAAGAAAGCGCAAUUCCAAAAGACAUCCUUAAAUUUUAUGUUAAACUAUAUCAGGAUGCUUCCAAAGGAAAAACCAUUGGAAAUUUAGGAAUGUUUUCCUUCACAGAAAGUUUUCUAGGUAGUAAAGAUCAUGGUGGAUUCCUUUUUGUUAUGCCAACAUUUCAGACACUAGCAAAUCUACUGAUUCCUACUAGCCCAUUUUUAUUUGGAAUUCUCAUUCAGAAAUUAGAAAUACCUUGGGCAAAGGUGUUUCCCAUUCGACUCAUGCUAAGAUUAGGAGCAGAAUACAACGUUUAUCCUUGUCCCUUAAUGAGUGUUCGAUUCCGUAAAGCAUUCUUUGGAGAUGUAGGUCAUACCAUCAUGAAUUUGCUAGCUGAUCUUCGAAAUUACCAGUAUACUUUGCCGACAAUUGAGGGAUUGGUGCUUCAUCUGGAGAUGGGGAAAAGUUCAAUUAAAAUCCCUAAGAGGAGAUACAGUGAGGUCAUGAAAGUAGUAACCUCUUCAAAUGAACAUGUGGUUGCUAUGGCAACAAGUUUUAGUUCAGAUGCUGAUUCACACCUGGUCUGCAUACAAACUGAGGAUAAAAAUUAUCAGACACAUGCAAACACUGUUGCUGAGAAGACCAGGAAAGUUACAGGAGCCUCUUUUGUAGUGUUUAAUGGAGCUCUGAAAACAACUUCGGGAUUUAUCGCUAAAUCCAGUUUAGUGGAAGAUGGACUGAUGGUCCAGGUAACCCCAGAAACCAUGGAUGGUUUAAAGUGUGCUCUAAAAGAGAAGAGAGACUUUCAAAUAAUUUGUGGAAAAUUGGAUUCUGAUGACAGAAGAGAAUUUGUAAAUAUUCAGUGGGUCGAUGAUGACAAACCUGUAAACAAAGGUAUUCUAAGUCCUCUUGAUGGACGGUCCAUGGAAAAUAUUCCUAGCAACAAAAUCUCACAGGAAGAUGAAUUUGAAAACGAUGGCGUUGUUGUAAAGUGCACUGAGGUAUUCUAUUUGCAAAGAAAUCCUGAUCCACACAGUACGACCAUUCCAGCAGCACAGAGUCACCUGAGCAAGGAGAUUGCUGCAGCUUGCUGUGCUGCUCUCUGCCCUCACCUCAGAGGCCUGAAAGAAAUUGGAAUAAACAAAUUGAGUCUCAGGGUCUCUCUAGAAACUGACAAGGUUGAAUACCAAGCAGGGUCGAGGGGCCUGCUUCUUCCACAGCACUAUAUGAAUGAUCUGGAUAGUGCUUUAAUUCCAGUUAUUCACAAUGGAAACUCCUACACUAGCAGUGGCCCUUUGGAAAUGGAGUUAUUCUUCUUCAUUCUGGAACAACUUAUCUGAAGAGGAAAGCAUAACCUUCCUGGAUCCCAAUAGCCUGAAGUAGUAUUGAAAAAUGCACAAAAUUUGCAAACUGCUGUCUGCUCUGAAUUUUCUCAGGGAUACAAGGAUCAGUCCCUUCAGCAAAAUGGCUAAUAGCCCAUUCACAAAACCAGUCUGAGUUUAAUGGUGCAAUCAAUGUCUUUUGAGAAUUUCAGUCAUGAAAUCUGCUGAGUUACAGGAGCCCCCAGUUUGGAUAUUUGUAGUACCACAGUUUCAUGUGCAAAUAGAGACCAUGAGGACGUCUGGUGCUGUUGCAAUUGUAUGUUAAAGCAUUCAGUAAUUAAUGUCUAUUAUCCUAAGAAAGCCAAGUUGUUGCAGAAUGUUGGCAAAAGAUUGAGAAUAAGUUCCAACAGUUAACUGGUGCAGAAAGUGUUCAGGACAUUUUCAAUCAAAGGUAAUAUUAUUUUUAAUAUAUGUUGUGCAGUAACAGAGAAAGAAACCACAUUAUAAAUCUUGAAUGCAAUGGAACUUGGUUUAUGUGCUGAGAUUUGUAAUGAUACUUUAAGCAUUCCUAAAUGUCACAUCGCCAAAAAUUGAUGAAAUAGAAAAGAAACAAAGUCUUGCACAAAGCUUAUUUUAUAAAACUGAAGUUUGUGUAAAGAAAACAUGUAACUACAAUCAGAAUUUUGAUUCUAUUUUAUUAGGGCUGCUAAAGUUAUCUAAGAUAAUUAUUAAAAUGUAAGGAGCACAAGCAUAUGCAAAUUUUUAAUCCAAGUCCUGGUGGAUGGCAUGUCAGAGUGUUUAACGGCCCUCCAAACACUGAAUGUUCUGUAUAUGAAAAAUCUGUUCUGUUUUUGAUAACGUUUUCAUCGGGAGAGUAAUGUAUGAGGGCAAAUGUUAAUGAUUUAAGUAAUUUCCUCCUUCAUUUGGUAAAAUAAUGAGGCUCACUCUGCAGUAGUUUUCAGUUAAUGAAAAGAGAUUUACCAGUAACGUCCUUCUUGAUUCGUCAGGCUUCUUUCUUGAGGUAUGAACCAUUCAAGAAGUCAAAAUAGGAAUGCUGAGGCAAAUUAUGUUCUCUAGCAUAUUUCAUAAAUCUGAUAUUCCUUUGUGAAGAUCUGACCCUGUUAAAGGAUUUAUUUAUGCUUUUGAAUAACCUUUCUCUAUAGGGACUAUUUUUCUUAUAAAAGCAACAAAUAUAAAUGUUUUCAUAGACUUGUUUACACAAGAUUUAUACCAAUAUAACAGCAUCUCUAUGACUGGAGUUUAAAAUUUCAGAAACGCUUCAAUCAUUUGAAAUUAUCUUUCUUACCAUUUUUUAUUAAAUGUAAAAAUUAUAAUUUCAAUUAAGUGUAUACAAGUUAAAUCAACAAAGUUUUGAGAUUGAUAAACAGGUAAUAUUUAAACUAAAACAAUACUUAGGCAUGAGGAUGCAGAGUUCUUAAGCCUAUCAUUAAUGCUUCACUACAGAUAGAAAUGUGCAAUAUUUCUACUAUAGGACCUAUGGAUCUAUUCCAAGUUCAGUCUAUGAAAAGUGUUAAAUUAUGUAUAAUUUACCUAAUUUCAUAUAAGCUUUGUAUAAAAUAACAUGUACGUAGAAUCACUAAUUCCUAUUUUGCCAGGUGUAGUGUUUGGCUUUUUACUGAAACAUGGUAAUAGAUGCGUCGGCACUUCACUCUGAGACCUCUUCAAAGUCAGUUGUGCUGCUCGUAUAUACAUAUAUGCAUUGGGCAGCAUUUUUCUAAAAAAAGUCAAAAACAGGAGUCUCCUUAAAUGUACAAGAUUUAAAAUGCAUUGACCUCAAUCUUGUAAAUGGGAAACUAUUAAUUUCCUACAUAUUUUUAUUUAUAUGUAUCAUUGUAUAUUUAUGAUGAAAAUAAAUCACUAAAAAAUUAAA
Messenger RNA from Mobula hypostoma (lesser devil ray), 6794 nucleotides. Its product is annotated as zinc finger FYVE domain-containing protein 16-like. Gene Ontology annotation, cellular component: early endosome membrane. Bases 395 to 4921 code for a protein of 1508 amino acids. Gene Ontology annotation, biological process: endosomal transport. Gene Ontology annotation, molecular function: metal ion binding. The transcript has 19 exons. NCBI's taxonomy places the organism in Eukaryota, Metazoa, Chordata, Chondrichthyes, Myliobatiformes, Myliobatidae. The record is from RefSeq and is a predicted model, not a curated record.